AGUAAAGGAGCGGAGGUGGCUCCUACUCCCUCAGGCAGUCAGUCCAGUCCAGUCAGUCAGUCAGUCAGGGCAAAGUGGCUCCCUUCCUGGCUGCCUUUCCUUUCCUUUCCUUCCUUCGGCCGACGACCCGCUUUGCUCUUACCGACGCACCGGGCAGCCCCCCUUUUUCUCCCCCCCCCUCAACUUCCCUUUGCUUUCCCGGCAGCCGGGAAGGGAAGCGCCCGGGGGAUCCCCGCGGCUGGGCCGGGCCGAGCCCUGAAGCGAAAAGAGAGAGAAAGAAAGAGAGAGAGAGAGAGAGAGACGGAAAGACAGACAGGCUCAUGUUGCUACAUAAGAAAUUGGGAAACUCUGAAUGCAAAAUAAAAACCAAGAAGCAAAAAUGUAAUAGAGGAACCUAGUAUCCAGCAGUAUCACAGAAGGAGUAAACCUUCAAGUGAGGAAUAAUAAGAAAGAAGAUAAUGUUCUUGGCAGCCCUGCUGGAUGCUACAUGCUCUGCAGAAACCAUUUGCUUGCCGUAUUAUGCCUGCAGACAAAGUAAUGUAUAAUGAAGACGGAAAACACAACGUACAAAAACUGACUUUUGCCUAUAAGGUGACCGCCGAGACUUCAUGACCCUUCUUUAAAAGGAAGCAGAUUCUGCGAGGAUGUUACAUCACCAUUGCCGGAGGAACCCUGAGCUACAAGAAGAGUUGCAGAUUCAGGCAGCAGUGGCCGCUGGGGAUGUCCAUACGGUGCGCAAAAUGUUAGAGCAGGGCUACUCUCCCAACGGCCGAGAUGCUAAUGGCUGGACCUUGCUCCAUUUUUCAGCAGCCAGAGGGAAGGAACGAUGCGUUCGUGUAUUUCUUGAACAUGGAGCGGAUCCUACAGUGAAAGACCUGAUUGGCGGCUUCACCGCUCUACAUUAUGCAGCUAUGCAUGGCCGAGCCCGGAUUGCACGCCUGAUGCUGGAAUCCGACUACCGCGUCGAUAUUAUUAACGCGAAGAGCAACGACGGUUGGACUCCCUUGCAUGUGGCAGCUCAUUACGGAAGAGACUCCUUUGUCCGACUCUUGCUGGAGUUCAAGGCUGAAGUCGAUCCGCUGAGUGACAAAGGUACUACGCCACUUCAGCUUGCCAUUAUCCGCGAACGGUCCAGCUGUGUCAAAAUCCUCCUAGAUCACAACGCCAACAUUGACAUUCAAAAUGGCUUUCUGUUACGCUACGCCGUGAUCAAAAGCAAUCACACUUAUUGCCGGAUGUUCCUUCAGAGAGGGGCGGAUACGAACUUGGGGCGCUUAGAAGAUGGACAGACGCCAUUGCACUUGUCUGCUCUUAGGGAUGACGUACUUUGCGCGCAGAUGUUGUACAAUUAUGGCGCGGAUACCAACACAAGGAACUAUGAAGGACAGACUCCGUUGGCGGUUUCAAUAAGUAUAUCUGGAAGUAGCCGGCCUUGUUUGGAUUUCUUACAGGAAGUAACAAGGCAGCCUCGGAACUUGCAAGAUCUCUGUCGAAUUAAAAUCCGCCAGUGUAUAGGCCUUCAAAACCUCAGGCUUCUUGAUGAACUACCGAUUGCCAAGGUCAUGAAAGACUACUUAAAACACAAAUUUGAUGAUAUCUGACAAUUUGCAAGAGUUGGACAAUAAGCAGGAUUAGUUUGUAUUCCAGAUACCUUUCAAAGGCUGGUCACCUUGCACAACGUAUAUCCUAUGCAAUUUCUGAUAUAUUUUUUUUUUUAUUUUUUUUCCCGAGAAGUCAGAAGGCAGUGAAAAACUUUGUCCUUCUGAGGAUAGCAUGAAAAGAUAGUAGCCAAAUAUUUGUUAAUAUUCAAUACUUUAUACAACACCCAUGCGGGAGUAAACUUCAGUCCCUACACAUUGUGGCUUGCAAAUAAGAGGACACUUACAAAAAGACAUACACUUCCCAGAAAAUUCCCAAUUCCUUCCCCCAUUAAGGCCUUAUUAUACUAAUGCAAAACAGGCUUCCAGCCCUAUUUCAGAUUCUAGUUAAGAUGUGAACCUUGGCUUACUAUAAACCACACUUAACAGUUGUAUAGACGUAAUGCUAAGCUUCGGUUACGGCUAAGAAUAGAAGGGGAAGAAAAGACUGUAUGGAGAUCAGAUUCCUGAGGCUACUUCCUAAUGUACUAAUCUUAUUUAUCAGGGAACCGGUGGUCUGCCUGAAGCUUUGAAAGUUCUCUUGAAGAAAAUAGGUCAUUUUUUCUGCUCCAGCAAGCUUCUGUUCGUUUCAGUCCUGUAGGACUUGAGAUGGAAGCUUCCUCCGCGGUGUCUUCGCAUGCUUGUCAGGUUGCUACAGCGAACCCAGAGAAUUUGAGACCUCGAGACUGGUUUGACCAGAUCAAGUCGCAGCUCUGUCACUGUGGGAAGGAUAACGUACUAUUUUGUCUCCUGUUCCGUCUUCCACGCAGCUCUCUCCAUGUUAGCAAUUUCAUAAUUUGUUUUUUUCCUUUUGUAAUGUAAGGCUUUUCGGUUGGGUCAUUUUGAAUUAAAAUAAUUUUACCAAUUCUUUUAAA
Molecule: messenger RNA, 2512 nt
Organism: Pantherophis guttatus
Lineage: Eukaryota; Metazoa; Chordata; Lepidosauria; Squamata; Colubridae
Source: RefSeq, a predicted model, not a curated record